AUUCUCUUUUUCUUCCAUUCUAUAGCCCAGCAGUGUUUCUCUAUAUUGUCUAGAGAGAUACUGCGUAUUCUUUAGAAUCUAACCCUAACCCUAACCCUAAUCCUACCGAAACAAAAUAAAAAAACAUUCAUAAUGGCUCGUCAACUUCUUGUUCUUGCUCUCGUCUUCGUCGCUGUUGUAGGCGCAUUCGCCGCUGAAUCACCCGCUGCUACCCCAUCCUCCACCCCGUCGCCAAAGGCGUCCAAAGCCGCUCCUUCCCCUAAGGAAUCUGCGGCUCCUGCACCCAAAGCCGCCGCCCAGGCACCAAAAGCCUCCGCUGCAUCUCCUAAAGCUGAAACACCUGACUCUUCAGCUUCUGCACCCACCACCACCUCCGCCGGCCCAUCACCCUCUACUGACGAAGGUACCGCCCCAGAGGCAUCCAGUGACUCUCCGCUCUCUUCACCACCUGCACCAUCCACUGAUGGCUUGUCCCCAGCAGCAGCCGAUGGCCCAGCUGGAGCUGGUGAUGCCCCAAGUGACAGCCCAGCUGCUUCUCCACCCAAGAAAAACUCUGCUGCCACCCUCAAGGUGUCCGCCGGAGUUGCAUCUGUCGCCGCUGCUGGCUUCUUCUUCUUUUAAAUUCAAUAAUGUUAACGAUGUAUGAGAAUAUAUUUGCAUGCAGUUGUUUAUUUGAGAUUGGAGUCUCCAAAUUUUAUUUAGUUUGUUUAUAAGGAAGAAGCCAUAUACUUACUAUAUAUUAUUUACGUACGUUCUAGAUUGUGUGUUUUUAAACUGCAGAGCUCUAAUUGUGUUUCUUUUGUAUUAAGAUCGUCUCUGUGGUAUUCUUUUUGGUGGUAUAUUUGAUCAGUUUUCACAGAUAAUGACUUCUUAAUAUGCAAUUUUUAAUCAUUUUUA
Molecule: messenger RNA, 897 nt
Organism: Mercurialis annua (annual mercury)
Lineage: Eukaryota; Viridiplantae; Streptophyta; Magnoliopsida; Malpighiales; Euphorbiaceae
Product: classical arabinogalactan protein 6-like
Exons: 1
Coding region: 133-621 (162 amino acids)
Source: RefSeq, a predicted model, not a curated record